Lucilia sericata (common green bottle fly) is the source of this 1825-nucleotide messenger RNA. RefSeq names its product nedd8-activating enzyme E1 regulatory subunit (gene APP-BP1). The transcript has 6 exons. Gene Ontology annotation, molecular function: ubiquitin activating enzyme activity; NEDD8 activating enzyme activity. NCBI's taxonomy places the organism in Eukaryota, Metazoa, Arthropoda, Insecta, Diptera, Calliphoridae. Gene Ontology annotation, cellular component: nucleus; cytoplasm. The record is from RefSeq and is a predicted model, not a curated record. Bases 173 to 1744 code for a protein of 523 amino acids. Gene Ontology annotation, biological process: protein ubiquitination; protein neddylation; DNA damage response.
UUUCACCACAGCUGUGAAAUAUUUGUGUUUUUUAGUUCGCCGGCUGUGAGUGCAUUAAUGUUUUAUUUGCCAUAAGUUAUAUUUAUACAAAUAAGUUAAUUUUACUUAAAAAAGUGGUUUCGUUACUCAUAUAACUUCAGCUUAAAGCAAAAUUUUAGACGAUUUUAAAAACAUGUCAUCACCGGCGCCAAAAUCUCCCGAACAAUCGGAUAAAAAUAAAAAAUAUGAUCGUCAGAUACGUUUAUGGGGUGAACAUGGCCAGUCCUUGUUGGAGAGUGCCAAAAUAUGCCUAGUUAAUGCCACUGGUUUGGGCUGUGAAGUGCUUAAAGGUUUAGUACUGCCUGGUAUAGGCAGCUUUACUAUUGUUGAUGGCAAUGUGGUAACCGAAGAAGAUUUGGGUAUAAACUUUUUUGUGGAAGCCAGCAAUGUGGGUCAAUCGCGUGCUGCCUCCUGUAUGCAGUUGUUACAGGAAUUAAAUAGCGAUGUUAAUGGUGAUUGUGUAGAGGAGAGUGUGGACUAUAUAUUAGCCAAUCGUCCUGCCUUUUUUGAUAAUUUUGAUGUGGUUAUUGCCUCAAAUUUAAAUGAAAAUUCUCUUUUACAAUUAUCCAAUUGUUUAUGGGAAGCUAAUGUUCCCUUAGUCUACUGUCGUUCAUUGGGAUUUUUUGGUUCAAUUAGAUUGCAAAUUAAGGAGCAUUGUGUAGUAGAGUCUCAUCCAGACAAUGCACAAUACGAUUUAAGAUUGGAACAGCCUUUUGACACGCUACGCAAACAUUUAGAGUCUACCACCAUAACGAAUAAGGUACCAUGGCUAUUGGUCUUAAACAAAUAUUACAAACAAUGGCAAUUGGAAAAUAAUGGUAGAAAUCCCUCAAAUUAUAAAGAAAAAUCUCAAAUACGAGAAAUGAUUAGAAAAGAUAUGAACAACGAUGAGGAAAACUACGAAGAAGCUAUAAAAGCUGUUAAUACCGCCUUUACGGGAGGCUCUAUACCCUCUAAUCUUAAAAUCAUAUUUGAAGAUGAAGCCUGUCGUAAUCUUAACAAGCAAAGCAAACCUUUUUGGAUUAUGGCCAAGGCCUUAAAAGAAUUUAUAGAAAAAGAUAAUAAUGGUAUUUUACCUCUGUCGGGUGUCCUACCCGAUAUGACCUCCGAUACUGAGUCAUAUAUAAAUCUUCAAAAUAUCUAUCGCCAACAAGCCAUGCAAGAUGCCGAUAAUGUUUAUCGCAAAUGCCAGGCUAUACUCAAGGAAUUGGGUUUACCUUUGGAUUCUAUAUCGGAGAAAACAGUACGUUUGUUUUGUAAAGAGUCGUCGGGUUUAACAGUUAUACGAGGUUCGAAAAUUUCCGAUGAAUAUGAGAAAAAUAAUCGUGUUCUAAGCGUUAUAGAUGAUAUUGAUGUACAGGGUACUCUAACCGAGCAUUAUAUAGCUUUGAGAGCUUAUGAACGUUUUCUAACCGAAUGUGGUAAUAUUCCCGGGGAUUGUUAUGUGGAAAAUGAUACUGCACGCUUUAAGAGUGUUGCCUGUAAAAUGUUGGCUGAAUGGGGUGUUACACAGGCCACUUUAUCGGAUGAUAUGGUUCAUGAAGUUUGUCAUUAUGGUGGUGGUGAAGUUCAUACUAUUUCGGCAUUUAUAGCUGGCUGUGCUGCCCAGGAGGUGGUGAAAAUCCUAACAAAUCAAUUUAAACCCGUGGAUAAUACUUUUAUAUAUAACGGCAUAACAUCAGAAACAAUUACCUUAAAGUUAUAAAAAUGUUUAAUUGUAAAUGAAAUUUAUUUCUCUGUGUAUUUGGUUUAAUUUUAGUAAAAUUACAAAUUUUGAAUAUUAACC